This is a messenger RNA of Coccinella septempunctata (seven-spotted ladybird), 541 nucleotides long. Its product is annotated as U6 snRNA-associated Sm-like protein LSm6. Gene Ontology annotation, biological process: maturation of SSU-rRNA; mRNA splicing, via spliceosome. The transcript is spliced from 2 exons. The record is from RefSeq and is a predicted model, not a curated record. Gene Ontology annotation, cellular component: P-body; U4/U6 x U5 tri-snRNP complex; sno(s)RNA-containing ribonucleoprotein complex. NCBI's taxonomy places the organism in Eukaryota, Metazoa, Arthropoda, Insecta, Coleoptera, Coccinellidae. Bases 204 to 443 code for a protein of 79 amino acids. Gene Ontology annotation, molecular function: RNA binding.
AUGAUUUUCGAUUUAACCUUUGUGUGAUUUGAUCUAUCAACUUUAAAAUAAAAUUUUCAACUUAAUUAAAUUGCAGAGAUAGUGCAGUUUUUUUAACAAAGGCUAUAUAUCUAUAAUCUUUGUUCUCUUUACUUGUUUCUUAACGUUAAUUUCUGAUUCAACCAUAAUUAUCAUUCAUUGUGGUGGUUUUUGAUUUAAAAAAAAUGAAUAGAAAAGAAGCUCUUUCAUCCUUUAUUCAACAAAUUCAUGCUAGACCUGUUGUUGUGAAAUUGAAUAGCGGCGUUGAUUAUAGAGGUGUUUUAGCUUGCCUAGAUGGUUACAUGAACAUAGCUUUAGAGCAAACAGAAGAAUAUGUAAAUGGUCAACUGAAGAAUAAAUUUGGUGAUGCUUUCAUCCGAGGCAAUAACGUCCUUUAUAUAAGCACUCAGAAACGUCGCAUUUAGAUAUUUAUAUUCCUUAGAAGACAUAUUGAUAUUUGUUGUUUUGCAACACUUGAAUUUGUAUUCAUUGAGUGAUAAAAAUAUAAUGUAUUUGCACUGUU